Messenger RNA from Mus musculus (house mouse), 2354 nucleotides. RefSeq names its product proline-rich polypeptide 3 (gene Prr3). Bases 767 to 1198 code for a protein of 143 amino acids. Lineage: Eukaryota; Metazoa; Chordata; Mammalia; Rodentia; Muridae. The transcript is spliced from 6 exons. The record is from RefSeq and is marked validated. Gene Ontology annotation, molecular function: metal ion binding.
GCUUCCGCUCCCGCUUGUCCUGCAGCUGCUUCUUCUUCUGCUUCACGCUGAAGGGCUUCUUCCUCGGCAUGGCCCCGGAGCCCCGGCCCGCCCUCCGCCGAGCUCCCCGCCGCCGCAACUGACUCCCCGGGGCAGCCCCCGCCGGCGGCCCGGGGCCCUGGGGAGGCGGGGCCGCGGUGACGUCAGCAGCGAGCGGCGGGGAGCGGGGAGCGGGGCGGCGGGGAUGCAAGCGGCGGCACGUGAGAGUCCGCGGGUCCGGGAUGCACGGUGCGGCGAGCGGGAGACGCGCGUGGGAGGCCCGAGCCGACUCCGUCACGGGCGCUACCAAGUGGCAGUCGCGGGAGGGGGGACGCGUGUCACCGCCGCCCGGCGCUCCCGGGAGCUGCCACUCACCUGGCGGGGGCCGGGCGACGGGGCGAGGACACGCCCCACCGCGCGGCCGCCUGGAGAGGAUGGCCCCUGGCGGGAGAGCCGGGACUGCGCUGGCUGCCCGGUGGACUGGCUGCCCCGUGGACUGGCCUGCGGCAACAGGACUCGCCAUUGCCGCAGCCGCUAUGCCGAAACGAAAGAAGCAGGACCAGCCGCCGCCGCUGCCGCAGCAGCAGCAACAUCUCGCACUGUCUGAGCGGGACGAGCCUGGAGAUGAGGAGGAUGAGCGCCCCAUGGGUCAACCUUCUGUGAACUACUCCCCCGAGGGAAGGAGAGGAGAAAAAAACUAUGAUGGGCCAACAGUUAAGGACCACCCAGCCUUCUGGGCCCUCCCCCCAUGGCUAACGGGAAGCCUGGUGAUCCCAAGUCAGCUUUCCACAGGGGUCCUCCAGGAUCAAGGGGACGGAUGAUUCCCCCACUGCUGAGUCUCCCGCCUCCUCCCCGGGGUAGAGGCUACAUUCGGGGAGGCCUCGGUCCUCGAUCUAGCCCGUAUGGUCGUGGUUGGUGGGGUAUCAAUGCCGAACCUCCUUUUCCUGGGCCAGGCCAUGGGGGUCCCUCUAGGGAAAGCUUUUACAAAGAGGCGAGAAACCCACGAAGGCUCAGAAGCUGGUCUCUUGUCAAGAAUACCUACCCACCCAAGGACAGCCCCCAGAUGAUGGAAGACAAGUCUGACCGCCCUGUCUGCCGACACUUUUCUAAGAAGGGCCACUGUCGAUAUGAAGACCAUUGUGCCUUCUACCAUCCAGGCGUCAACGGACCUCCUCUGUGAGACUGUGCCUUCCCACCCAGGCUGGAAGGAGCCCUCUGACCUAGUGGCCAUGCACUCUCUGUGGCUCCAUCUUAGCUACUUGAAGGCUCUUCUGUCACCUUCAAGCACUGACACAUCCACCCCUUUCAUCAUCUCUCCUAUUUGAGGUCCAGAGCUGUGAUUGUCACUAGUGCACAGUGCACACUGUCUUCUGAUCCAGGCUGUAGAGACCUUCGGGACCCCAUCUUGCUACUUUUCCACUGCCUCCUGGAUCUUCCCCUCUGCCAAAAGACUGCUCAACAGGAAACCUUUGGUGCUGUUUCUUGUGCAUUUGUCCACCUGUCCCUCGGUAUUGCCCUCAGUUCCCAAGAGCCCUGGAGCAGUCUCUUAUCCUCUAGCUGCUUGUUUUAAGUCCUUUCACGUAAAACCCCAGUGUUUGCAGCUGCCAGGAAGUGCACCAGGUUGUCUGGCCUUGAGGUCGAGUUUGAGUGACUGGUAUAGACUUGCUCCUUGAACGGCCUCUACCUGCUUUUGGACGUCCUAGUUUCUGUCCGUAGCAUGAACCCCACCGCUAAGGCCUGUGGUCACUGUGCUUUGUGAAACUGUACGCCCUUUGUAGCCUUCCUCGGUGUCCGUGGCGGUUUUUUUUUGUGUGUGUGUGUGUGUGACUUCCCAACACUAGAGUAAGUUUUUCUGCCAAAUCAAGUGAGGCUCUUGGUGCCCUCUGGAGUUCACCUACCUCCCAACAUGGGAGGACGUGAGACUUCUUCAGACUGCCUCCCCAUCGUGCCCUCUCCUGGUGUCGGGCAUUCUGGGUCUGACUGGCCAGUGGUGUCUUGGAAAGCCUCAGGCGGGCCUCCCCAAACAGCUCCUGCCUGGCCCGUUUUAGUUCGGCUCUGUCAUUGUGAGGCCACCGACCCUUUGGUUUGACUUUGUGAAACUCCACCUGUCUUUGGAUGGAACCUGAACAGUGCUGUCAUCUCUGACCCUCUUCCUUCCCCGGCACUGCGUGUUUUCUGUGAAAACAGCAGUGAACAUGGUGGGUUUUGAACAGGCCCUACGGAAGUGGGUCAGGAGGUGUGCACACAAGAGGAGAGAGAGCUGUUGGAGAACUAAGAAUGAUUUUUUUUUCUUUUUAACUUUUUUUUAUAUUAGUAAUAAACACAGUGGAAACCGG